Messenger RNA from Haemonchus placei, 213 nucleotides. Lineage: Eukaryota; Metazoa; Nematoda; Chromadorea; Rhabditida; Trichostrongylidae. The record is from the annotation of a GenBank genome assembly.
AUGGUGAUACUAAACAACCUUCUCUGGAUCACAGUGCUGCCUGCUUUUUGCCAGGCUUUCCUCUGUAAGCCGAACUCCUUGACGAGCUAUCCGUGCAAAAAUGAUGCUGUGUGCGUGAGAUUGGAUCCUAGCUACACAUGCGCGGACGGCUACUGUUGUAGAAGGACUAAACGUAGGUUCACCUUAACAUAUACUAUUAGAAGCAGUAAAUAG